This is a messenger RNA of Geodia barretti, 439 nucleotides long. The record is from the annotation of a GenBank genome assembly. NCBI's taxonomy places the organism in Eukaryota, Metazoa, Porifera, Demospongiae, Tetractinellida, Geodiidae.
GAAGGUUCACUCCCAGACCUUUCCUUUUGUCUCCUUCAUGGGCCAGACUCUGGCCAACCAUUCCUAUGUGGACCUCAGUCUAGUGGGGACCAGUGAUAGUAACGGUCUUCAGUGUAUCACUGACCUCCACACAUGUUGUAGUAGUUCUCAGGGAGCUCAUCGUGGAGACUGGUAUUUCCCUAAUGGAUCUAUGCUACGAUUUUCUGGAGAUGUUUUUGAAGUUCGUGGAGCUCAGAGAGUUGAUCUAUGUAGUGGUGUUUCACCAAGUCAUGGUAUAUACUGCUGUGCUAUAUCAACUAAUGUGGUCCAUGACGAUUAUGAUAUCUCUGUGAGAGGCUCUUUCUGCGUGGGUUUGUAUCCCUCCAACGAAGGAGCUAUCACAAUAUCCAGAGUGGUGUUUAACUACAGCUUGAAAAUCCUUACCUGCAUCUCUACUGGU